Heterocephalus glaber (naked mole-rat) is the source of this 5655-nucleotide messenger RNA. RefSeq names its product tubulin polyglutamylase complex subunit 2 (gene Tpgs2). Gene Ontology annotation, biological process: protein polyglutamylation. The record is from RefSeq and is a predicted model, not a curated record. NCBI's taxonomy places the organism in Eukaryota, Metazoa, Chordata, Mammalia, Rodentia, Bathyergidae.
CCAGCCGCGCGCCGAGCGGGGACGAGAGCCAUGGAGGAGACGCUGUCCCCGCCGCUGAGCUGCAACAAGCCGCACCUGGAGAAGCUGACCCUUGGCAUCACCCGCAUCCUAGAAUCUUCUCCAGGUGUGACAGAGGUGACCAUCAUAGAAAAAGCACCUGCAGAACGUCAUAUGAUUUCUUCAUGGGAACAAAUCUGGCAACAUGUGACUCCUGGCUCUUCCUCAAAGUCAAAAAUGACAAUGAAAGGUAAACAUUUUGAAUUGAUUUAGAACAUCACGCCAGCCAUGACAGCACAACUAAAGACGCUGAAAAAAGAAGACUUCCAGAACUAUUUCAGAAAGUGGGAAGAACAGUGGGAAACUCUUCAGAGCAACAGGGAGAGGAGCUUGUCCUCUUUGAGCCCUUUUUUCAGCUAGCCAUCAGGACAUAUCACAGCAGAGCAGAUGCCUAGUCUGCUUUAUCUGAUGAGGCAAAAAAAAGAAAAAGUCAAUCUGGUGAAUCUGCUUAUAGACCUCUCAAAAAAUAACUGUAUGAUGCCUGAGGAUAUGAAGAACUUUUACCUGAUGACCAAUGGCUUCCACAUGACCUGGAGUGUGAAGCUAGAUGAGCACAUCAUUCCUCUGGGCAACAUGGCAAUUAACAGCAUCUCAAAGCUAACUGAGCUCAACCAGUCUUCUAUGUAUUCACUUCCUAAUGCACCAACUCUGGCAGACCUGGAGGAUGAUACAUAUGAAGCCAGGGAAGACCAGCCAGAGAAGCCUCAUUUUGACUCUCGAAGUGUGAUAUUUGAGCUGGAUUCAUGCAACGGGAAUGGGAAGGUUUGCCUAGUCUACAAAACUGGGAAACCAGCAUUAGCACAAGACACUGAGAUCUGGUUUCUGGACAGAGCAUUAUAUUGGCAUUUUCUCACAGAUACUUUUACUGCCUAUUAUCGACUACUCAUCACCCAUCUGGGCCUGCCCCAGUGGCAGUAUGCCUUCACCAGCUAUGGCAUUAGCCCACAGGCCAAGCAAUGGUUCAGCUUGUAUAAGCCCAUCACCUACAACACAGACCUGCUCACAGGAGAGACCGACUCCUUCAUGAACAAGCUGGAUCCAAGCAAAGUGUUUAAGACCAAGAACAAGACUGUUAUCCCAAAGAAGAAAGGGCCUGUUCAGCCUCCAGGUGGCCAGAAAGGGCCCUCGGGUCCCUCUGCGUCUAAGCCCUCAUCUAGCUCUGCAAACCCUGUCCGCAAAUGAGUGCCACCUCCACCUCUCCACCAGCCCCACAGCAGUGAUUUCCAUGCACAGAUGGCCCCAGGGACACAACCUGAUUCUGUGUAAUUAUAAGCAUCUUCCUGAGUGACCAAAGUCCUAGGCCUUUUACUCCUACUGACAUUAGCUGGGAGUUGGAAGGGCAUACAUACUAAAUUUUACUCAGGAGUCCUUCCCUUACACUCUGCCUAAUGGAUUGUUCCAGCCUGUGCCUCCAAAAGCUGUGGAUAAUUUCAGAUCUUAAGUAGCCAGAGAAAUCUAUUAAGAGCUUUUCUCUUUUUCCACACUUGACUUUCAACCCCUUAGCAGUAAUUGGAGGAGUCCCCUGAAAGAAACCACUGGUUUUUGACUCAAGAAACAUUGGAACUGCACAGUUGAGUAGGUAGCCAUUAGUCACAUGUGGCUAUUUACAUUAAAAAUUUAUGUCCUCAGUUGCCUUCAACGCAUUUCAAGAAUUCACGUGGCUGGUUCCGGGGACAUAGCUCAGUGGUGCUGCGCCUGCUUGGCAAGUGCAAGGUCCUGAGUUUGAUCCCUGGUACUGGAAAAAAGAAUUCACACAGCUAGCAGAUUUCAUAUUGGACAGUACAGAGCUAUGGGAUGUUUCCAUCAUCACAGAAAGUUACUUUGGACAUCACUACAUUAGAAUAUUUUCAUACUGAUCUUCCUCAAAUCAGUUAAUUUUUGUUGCUAGUUAAUGUCAGUGCCUUAACUUCAUGAGUUGUAAUGUUUCACGAAAACUUUGAGUAUAUAAUUGUGUAUUCUUUAUAUACUUUAUCAGGAACAUAUCUCACUCUUCUCAUUUUUUAGUGUCCUAUCAACUCUUUCUCAUCAGUUUCCUGUAAAGUUAUUUGCUUCCAAUUUUAUGUUGUGAUGUUCACACAUUUGCCAAAAUUUAAUUUUAAGAAGAGAUAUACUUGCGCUACACUUUAUUCUAACCAUUUAAAAACAAAAACAGAAAACAAACUCCCAAUACUGUUUUGCAGGAUCUCAUAGAGUUUCGAUGAAGCUAGUCACUGAACAGAAGCAUUGCACCUUCUUUGCCUGUUCACAGCUCUGAGAUGUCUAGCCCCACUUUGUCUCAUCCCGGGCCAUCCUUAAGACAGGCAGUCCCUUGCUUAGAUCCAAGGGGAGUUCCAAGAGUUCCUUUGAAAGUUUUCUAUAAUUCAGAAAUCGUUUUCUCAUAGACGUAUAGGGGGACUAGGCAUCUUUUUUUUCUUUUCUUUCUUUUUUUCUGUGGUACUGGCGAUUAGACUCUGGGCUUCCACACUGAACUACAUCUCUACUCCUUUUUAUUUGGAGACAGGGUCUCACUAAGUGUCCCAGGUGGAACUAGAAUUUGUGAUCUUCCUGCUUUAACCUCUCAAGUGCUGGGAUUAAAGGCAUAUGCUACCACACUUACCUUAUGCCUAAUAUUUGGUGCAAGAUAAAUUAGAAUUUACCUACAACAUCUUAUGGAAUUUCUAAACAGAAAGUAGCUCAAGGUUUCAAUUAGGAAUGUCUAUUUCCUUACUCUGUGGCCCAGCACUGGGCAGAAACAAAGUCUUCAUUGUACUUCCCAGAAGGGAUAGUAGAGAAGUCACCUACACAGCACUUGAGUGGCUUCAGUGUUUGUACUGAGAUUCCUGAGGUUGGGGAAAGAGAGCUCUGAGGAGAGAGGCCCAGAGGCCUGUGUCAGCUACACAGUUCAGUUCUAACUCCCUUUCCUUCUUGUUCCUGACUUCUCUGUUCUACACUGAUUGCCCAGGCUUCCUUUUACAGUCAUCCAGGGCUUUCUUUUUCCAUAAUCCACCGGGGAACUAAAAGAAGUCUCUAGGAUUCUCUACCUGCACUUGGCUCUGACACCUCUUGAGUAUUUAUCAAGUGUUUAAAUUUUUGGAUUGUUGAUUAUAGUGAUAGUCAUGAAAAAAUAAGUCAGACUUGAGUCUUUCCUCCAUCUGCCAGUCUUCACAGCCCCUGAGGAAAACCAAGGGGAGGAAUUGGCCUUCAAAGGUUGUGUCAAAUUCUACUAGGUUGCUUCCUCAUUUUUGUAAUAAAGUUUUGAAAUAUUAGUGCUCAAAAGUCUGUGGGAGCAUAAACAGAGCUUCGUGUUAAUAGCAUAAUUAUUUGCUUUAAAAUAUUCCAGUAUAUCAAUCAUACUGGUUCACUUAUACUGGGAAUGUUAAAAAUGGUAUCAUAAGCUCAAGGAUAAAAUUAAGAGUUCUAGUACAGUGACAAGAGAGCAGUAAAUCAAUAAGAAGCCCUUCUGUGUAUGAGCUAUUCAUGUUGCCUGUGCUGUUACCCUUAGGAUCCUGUGAUGAAUUUCUUUCUUUGGCUUAAGCCAAUGGAUUGUUUUUUCAGUUAAGCAUUUUCUUGUAAAAUAUACAACCUCCAUUAUGGAGUUAAUUGUGGCUACUAAAUGAGUUAAUAUGCCCAUGAGAACUCAGAAAAGGUAGUCUUAACAUUUCCCAUUCUUCCUUUAUAAUGUGACCCCAAACUUUCCAGUUAUUAACUUUCUACCUGACCCAUCCAGCUCUAUUCUUCUCAGCCAUUCCCUUCCUUUCCAAAACACCAGCUUGGGUCUCCUGUUCCUUUGUACCUGUAGUUUCCUCCUGGGGUUCAGCUUCAGUUUACCUCCACCUCAGAGCUCUGUGAAGCCCCGGUCUACAAGGAGAGCCCUCUUUGAGGUAGAGUACUUCAUGAUAGUACCACUUAAGUUAACUUUUGAUUGUCUUACCUUGUUUCCUGUGUGACUUCAAUCAUUGAUGAGGUGGAGACUUUGCGUUACUCUGGAAGGUUAUCCUCCUUGGUGUGGAGUCUCAUGAACCAUUACAAAAGGUUCAGUAUACAUAAUUUUAUACAAAAUUAAGAGCUGCAUCAUACUUCAGGACAAAUAGACAACAAAGAAAAAUUAAUGGAAAAAAAGUUGUGAAGAUGCUGGGUUUUUUUGGGAUUUUUUUCCAGUAUAGGGGAUCAAACUCAGGACCUUGUGCUUGCGAGGCAGGCAUGGCACCACUGAGCUAAAUCCCCACCCCGAAGAUGCUGUUUAAAUGUUUAUGCAUUAGGAAGAUAGGCCACUGCUUUAUUUUGGAGGCAAGAAUACCUUAGUUUAGCUCAUAGACCAUCUCUGUCAGAUGCCAUAAUUAAAUACAUUACCAGUGUUAAGAUGUUUUGACAUCCGAAUAUCUCCAAGACUGCUUCUUGCCAUUCUCAUGGCCUCAAAAAUCUUUAUCAGACAAGUGCACCUUCAUUUGUGGUUUUAGAAAUGGAGUCUUUAUAAUUACAAAUUCUUAUGCUUCCUACAGCAUGGAGCACCCAUGUCUUGUCUGAACCUACCCUUGAUAUGUGUAGGAAGCAAAAUGUUCGAGGUAUUUUACUGGAUGUUUUCAAUAUUCAGUCAGUUGGCCUCACCUGGAUAAAAUCUAUUGUGAGCAGGCCUUCCAAAUAUAAGGGUGAAAGUAGUGUGGACCAGCCAGAGGGUGGCAUGGUAGAAACAAACCAACAAGACAAAGAAACCAAGUUCACCCCUGGUUUAUUCUCACCACUACUGAGACCAGCCAGGAUAUGUCAUUUCCAUCUUCCAUCAAAACCUCUCUCAUUCAAUUUCUUUAAAUGGAAAAUGAAAAUAUAGAAUGACCAUAAGGAUUCUAUUAAAUAAUACACAUCAAGUGCUCACAAAGAUACACUUUCAAUAAGUAUUUUAACUAUUCUUAAAAAUCAUUUGGUCCACUUUCCCUUUGUGAAUUGCCUAGCCAACAACUGAUUUUUCCACCAAAUAGCUUUUUCAACAAAACUGAUGUCUUUUAACAUAAACCUUCAUUGCAACUGCAGAACGUUCGUCCCUUAGGCAAUUUGGUGUUUCUGUUUUUACUUACCUCUCUGAUAAAAACAAUUUCUGAUGCAGAAUGGAUGCAGAAUGAUGAUAAAUGAUAAAAAGAUGCAGAAUGGAUGACAAAUUUUUAAUUUUUAAAUUUAGAUGAUUACCACCUCCUCUGGCUCCCAGUAACCUCCCUAAGGGAUCAUGGCUGUCCUUUUCCUGGUUGAUUUCCCAGUCUGGGCACAAUUUCCUCCAUUACUGGCCCUCAGUGUGUAUCUGUUGUGGCUGUAUAGGUUCUUGGGACUAUAUUAUGGUUUGGAUAAAAAAUGUCCCCCAAAGGCCUUAGGCACUCAUAGGCAGGGCUUUUGGAAGAUGUGUAAAUCAUGGGGGCAAUAUAGCUGACUUGCUGUUAGGAGGUGGGGUCUGGUGGGAAGAGGCUGGUCAAUGGGGUUGUGGCCUGGAAGUGUAUAUCUCCCUGGCUCCACCCUCCUCUCUCUGCUUCCUGGCCACCAUGAUGUGAGCAGCCUUCCUCUGUUGCCAUGUCUGCCUUGGAGCCAACCAACCAUUGACUGUAACUAUGAGCCAAAAUAAACCUCUCUUCCUUUUAA